Trichomonas vaginalis G3 is the source of this 594-nucleotide messenger RNA. RefSeq names its product retrograde vesicle-mediated transport, Golgi to ER. The transcript has a single exon. Lineage: Eukaryota; Parabasalia; Trichomonadida; Trichomonadidae. The coding region runs from base 1 to 594 and encodes 197 amino acids. The record is from RefSeq and is a predicted model, not a curated record. Gene Ontology annotation, molecular function: GTP binding; GTPase activity.
AUGAAUGCCAAUAUUGCGGAAGGAGAUCCAACAAAUUUCAAAGUCUGCAUCAUUGGCGAAGAAGGUGUAGGUAAAACAGCAAUUCUUAACAGAUAUAUUACGGGAGCAUUCGUUUCAAACUACAAACCGACAAUUGCUGCGGCUUUUAUGAGUGCACACGAGAUCGUAGGCGAUCACACAGUUACAUUGAACAUCUGGGAUACCGCUGGUCAAGAAAAAUAUCAAUCAAUGAUGCCUCUUUACCUUCGAAAUGUAGAUUGUGUCAUUCUUGUAUGUGAUGUUAUCAAACCGACAUCUGCUCAGUAUGUAGAACGUUGGAUUGAGCAAGAAUUUCCAAGUAUUAGGCCAGCACCUAUCUUAUUAGUUUGUAUUAACAAAUCAGAUUGCCAACAAUCAUAUAAUACGCAAAAUUUAGAAGAGUCAAUGAAAGAAAAAGGCAUUAAGGUCUUCUUUACAUCAUCGUUAAAUGGAAAUAACAUUGCCGCCGUAUUCAAUACUGUUGGUACUGCUUUAGACGAGGAAUCUGCUAGAAGACGUCCAGAAGUUCGUAAGAUACGUACAAAGAAUGAAUCAGAAGGCUGCUGUAAGCACUAA